Molecule: messenger RNA, 579 nt
Organism: Dictyostelium discoideum AX4
Lineage: Eukaryota; Evosea; Eumycetozoa; Dictyosteliales; Dictyosteliaceae
Exons: 1
Coding region: 1-579 (192 amino acids)
Source: RefSeq, a predicted model, not a curated record
AUGGCUCCUCAUGGAUUGACCUUGCUGUAUAUAGGUAAAGCAUCCCAUCAAGAUGGGAUGGGUUUGUACCACAGAGGUUACUCAGAUAUAGUUGGUCGCCCAAGGUUUUGGGGGACUCCAAAUGCAAGACCACUAGAAAUGGCAAAUGCCCAAAUUUUAAUGUAUUAUAGAGGUUUUGAUGGUCCAGUUGCUGGUCAUGCUGAGUGGUUCCUUUCAGUAUUUGGGUGCCCAGAAAAUAGUUUCAACGAGGGUGGUUUAAAGGAAUCUCAAUUUUGUUAUGGUGCAGGUCAAUGGAAUUUUUUCCAUGCAACUGCUCCCGCAGUUAAUGUUUGCCAAUAUAUUAUAAAUCAAGAUCCAUCCCCUGGUCUUUUUUUUAGAUAUCCAAACUAUCCAUCUGCUCCAAGUAUUAUAAGAAGAAUUGUUGAUUGUGAAACUGAACGAUUACUCGCUGAAGGUCUUUCACUUCAAGUUCCUGGUCUUCAAAAUCAAGUGUUAAAUCUUCAAAAUCAAGUGGAAAAUCUUCAAAAUGCAAACCAACUAUUUGCAAACCCCAAACUUCAUUACAACAAGAAUCAUUAA